AUUGCACGCGACUGUCUCCUCGCUGUCGUACCUGGCAGUGACACCGGCAGUGAUGACUUUCCAGUGCGAGGAGUGCCCUCAUCAAUGCGCCACGAAGGAGAAGCUGCGGCAGCAUAAUAUUCAAAGGCAUCAUUACUACUGUGCUACUUGCAAGCUUUCCUUGGGUGAUAAGCAUGCGCUCAGAUCUCACAACAACUCCCUCGUACACGAGCCUCGUCAGUGGGCUUGCCCACUGUGCUCUACCAAGAAGAAGAAGCGGGGAAAGGGAAACUUCAAGACCCCAUCCGCCCUCACCCAGCACCUCGAGUCCGGCAUCCACGCCGGCGUCACCCGCUACCACAUCAUCGCCGCCACCCAAGCCCUCCAAACCCCAGCCCCCGUCGCCCUACACGCCACCCCAGGUAUCUACUCCGCCCCCGCCCCCAUGAAGGUCAUCGGCGGCGUCGCCACCAAGGCCAGCAGCUGGACCGGCACCGCCUUCCAGUGCGACAAGUGCGAGAAGGCGUUCCGCACGCUCAGCGCCCUGAACCAGCACCUCGCGAGCGCGGUGCACGACGAGCUGGAGAUGAUCUGCCCGGGGUGCACGACGGAGUUUGCGCUCACGAGCGCGCUGGUGCGGCACUUGGAGAGCGGCGUCUGUGGCACGGCGACGUAUGCGAGUGUGCAGGCGAAUGCGCGGGCGCUGAUUGAUACGGUGUCGGGCUUGUUGAAGGGUUGAGAGCGGCGCGUGGGAGGACGGACGUGAUAUUCAUGCAACAAUGUAUAAUGAUAAUGUAGGAUAAUCUGCAGGGACGGAGCAGUACAUCAUCGAAACGGAGGGCCACCAUUGACAAACCUCACCAAGGACUAGACGAUACAACAUACACAUGCCCCAAUAUUCGUAGCACAUAAAGGAACUGACCAUGCACGAGCACUCAUCCAAGCAGAUUUCACGCUGCUAGCGAGCCCUUGUACCCGUCUCCGCGGCGAGCGGCCAGGAUGCCUCGGAUGAGAACAACGACGGUCGCGAAGGUGACCAAGAUCCACAUAAUCCAGCAGAACGCCUCAAGGGCGUUCAGCUGCCCGCAGUAGACAAACAGCCUCUGCGUGUCGCAGUUUAACCCACCGCCCAGCAUCUCCGUAACCGCC
Schizophyllum commune H4-8 is the source of this 1128-nucleotide messenger RNA. RefSeq lists its product as uncharacterized. Gene Ontology annotation, cellular component: nucleus. The transcript is spliced from 3 exons. Gene Ontology annotation, molecular function: DNA-binding transcription factor activity, RNA polymerase II-specific; RNA polymerase II transcription regulatory region sequence-specific DNA binding. Lineage: Eukaryota; Fungi; Basidiomycota; Agaricomycetes; Agaricales; Schizophyllaceae. The record is from RefSeq and is a predicted model, not a curated record. Gene Ontology annotation, biological process: regulation of transcription by RNA polymerase II. The coding region runs from base 53 to 718 and encodes 221 amino acids.